Molecule: messenger RNA, 1044 nt
Organism: Triticum turgidum subsp. durum (durum wheat)
Lineage: Eukaryota; Viridiplantae; Streptophyta; Magnoliopsida; Poales; Poaceae
Source: the annotation of a GenBank genome assembly
AUGGCACCACCGUCGCCGUCGCCGUCGCCGCGAGUGUGCGUGACCGGGGGCGGCGGGUACAUCGCUUCAUGGCUCGUCAAGCUGCUCCUCUCCCGGGGCUACGCCGUCCACGCCACCGUCCGCGACCCAUGUGACCAGAAGAACGCGCAUCUGAUGCAGCUGGACGGCGCGGCGGAGAGCCUGAGCUUGUUCAAGGCCGACGUGCUGGACAGCGCCGCGCUGGCGGCCGCCGUCGACGGGUGCGAGGGCGUCUUCCAUGUCGCCUCCCCCGUCCCUGCGGAUAAGAUCGCCGAUCCUGAGUCAGAAGUCAUGGUGCCUGCCGUGAAGGGCACCUUAAAUAUUCUUGAGGUUUGUUCAUCUCUGAAGGUUCAGAAGGUUGUGGUGGUGUCAUCCACUGCUGCUGUUCAUUAUGAUCCCAACUGGCCUCAGGGUAAACCCAAAGACGAGAGUUGCUGGUCGGACAGAAAAGUUUGCCGGGACAAUGAGAUCUGGUAUUGUCUUGCUAAAACUGUUGCUGAAGAGACAGUUUGGGAAUAUGCAGAGAAGAACGAGCUAAAUGCUGUUACAGUAUGCCCUUGUAUUGUUUUGGGGCCACAAUUGCAACGUGUUGUCAAUACUACAAGCGAACUCCUUCUCUAUGUCAUAAAAGGAGGUCCUGAUGUGUUGAAUGACAUGCUGUGGCACAUAGUCGAUGUCCGUGAUGUGGCGGAUGCCCUGCUUCUGGUAUAUGAGAAACCAGAAUCAUCCGGGAGGUAUAUCUGCGCACCGAAUUACAUUAGCGCAAAGGCUAUGCUGGAGUUUCUAAAGAAGAGGUACCCUGACUACAACUAUGUAAAAUGCAAGGCUGAUGUGCAUCAGAACUCUCGUAUCACGCCGAUCGUGUCGGGAAAAUUGAGUGAUCUGGGCUGGAAGCCGAGGGCACUGGAGGAGACGCUUCUGGACAGCAUCGAAUACCACCGGAAGACGGGAAAUCUGCAGGAUGUGGAGGGACAGACCUACCGCCUUCCUGAUAUUUUCCGUCAUUUUCAAGCUGCCAACGAAUGA